Triticum turgidum subsp. durum (durum wheat) is the source of this 237-nucleotide messenger RNA. The record is from the annotation of a GenBank genome assembly. Lineage: Eukaryota; Viridiplantae; Streptophyta; Magnoliopsida; Poales; Poaceae.
AUGGACAAGAUGCUGGCUUUUUCAAUCCUUAGCUCGUCGCCGGCAGAUAUCGCUGGUGCAGGGUACGGCACACGCUUGUCCUGGCGGAGCGGCGGCGGGAAACAGGUGACGGAGAAGAAGACGCAGCAGGAUGAGAAGGUGGAGCAGAGCACGCGGCCAGAGAGGAAGCCGGAGACCAGGCCGACCCGAUUCGCGCCCGAGUUCCACGGCCUCAACUGCUUCGAGAUCAUUUGUUGA